Messenger RNA from Alnus glutinosa, 1230 nucleotides. RefSeq names its product cyclin-D5-1-like. Gene Ontology annotation, biological process: regulation of cyclin-dependent protein serine/threonine kinase activity; mitotic cell cycle phase transition. Bases 1 to 1230 code for a protein of 409 amino acids. Gene Ontology annotation, cellular component: cyclin-dependent protein kinase holoenzyme complex; cytoplasm; nucleus. Gene Ontology annotation, molecular function: cyclin-dependent protein serine/threonine kinase regulator activity. The transcript has 5 exons. The record is from RefSeq and is a predicted model, not a curated record. NCBI's taxonomy places the organism in Eukaryota, Viridiplantae, Streptophyta, Magnoliopsida, Fagales, Betulaceae.
AUGGAUGAAACAACAAGAACGCCGGGUACUCCGUUUAGUACUCCCACUAGCGUCUUAUGUAAUGAAGGAGAAGCUAGGGGUACUCCGUUUACUCCCUUUAGCGUCUUAUGUAAUGAAGAUAAAGCUUUCUUGAAUAUGGGUGAAACGGGUACGCCGUUUCCUCCCUCUAGCUUCUUAUUAUGUGAUGAAGAUGAAGCUUUCUUGAAUAUGGAUGAAAGAACAAGAAGGGGUGAUCACUCUUACACUUUUCUUUCUCCGGACCUCUUGUGCCAUGGAGGCGUCCAAACUUCCUUGAAUAAUGAGUUAUACGAGGCAAAAACCUUUAUGGGCUUAAAUCUAAGCUUUGUUUCAUGGGAUGAAGACGAGCAUAUUCAAAACUUGGUUCAGAGAGAGAGUAGUACUGAAUUCGGAAUAUCCAAAAGUUUUGUGACAUCUUCCUGUGAUCAUUGCUCAAGCAAAAGUCAAAGUUGGUUGGAGGAUGCUCGCUUGGAAUCCAUUGAGUGGAUUUUCAUGGCUCGGGAAUACUAUGGUUUCCUUUACCAUACAGCUUAUAUAUGCGUGACUUAUUUUGAUCGUUUCCUUUCAAUGCUGCCCAUUGAUGAUGGGGAGCUUUUGGCUAUUCGAUCGCUUGCCGUAGCAUGUUUGUCUUUGGCAGCAAAAAUGGAGGACAAGAAAAUCACGGGGCUAUCAGAACUGUCAGGCUACAAUUUUGAGCGGGAGGUGACUUGGAAAAAUGAGCUGAUUGUUCUUGAAGCAUUCGAAUGGAAAAUGAUUCCAGUAACUCCUUUUCAUUAUCUGCAUUAUUUCAUCAAUAAAUUCUGUGGUGUCGCUAUACCGCCGGGAGAAUUGGUCUCUAGAGCCGUGGAACUUAUUAUGGCUGCCAUCAAAGAGGUCAAUUUAAUGGAUCAUCGGCCAUCUAUUAUAGCUGCGUCUGCAGUAUUAAGAGCAAUUGAUGGUCAAUUAACUAAAGAACAAUUCCAGCUCAAGAUGAAUGGUGUGAUUUCAUUAUGGGGAUCUAUAGAAAAUGAACAUGUGCUUUCCUCUUAUUAUAUGAUAGAGAACAUAGCGAUGGGAAAAGUUAAGACAGCCAGGCCGCCAGGAAGUUCCUCAAUACAUUCAAGCUUAAUAGGUGUCAUUGAGAGUUCUUCUCAUCCACUUGCUGUUCGCAUCAGGAGGAAACUUGGCUUACGGCCAACCAAGAUCAAAAGAGAAGCUGCCAGUCAUAGUUAG